CACAAGCUUCUACCAAUAAGUCUCUCUUUCUCAUCUUCUCCACAGCCCCGCCUCUCGUGAUGGAGAUGAGAAAGGUUGCCUGUGCCGUCCUCGUCGUCGCCGCCUCGGCAACCGGCGCCCUCGCCGCCGAGGCGCCGGCUCCUGGCCCCGCCAGCGCGUCCUUCGCGGUCACCCCCGCUGUUGGAGCCGCCAUUGGGGCCUCCGUGCUCUCCUUCUUCGCCUUCUACUUGCAGUAACCUUUGACGAGAAAGAGAGUAUCGAUAAU
This is a messenger RNA of Musa acuminata subsp. malaccensis (wild Malaysian banana), 265 nucleotides long. RefSeq names its product arabinogalactan protein 23-like. NCBI's taxonomy places the organism in Eukaryota, Viridiplantae, Streptophyta, Magnoliopsida, Zingiberales, Musaceae. The record is from RefSeq and is a predicted model, not a curated record.